Maylandia zebra (zebra mbuna) is the source of this 4502-nucleotide messenger RNA. RefSeq names its product DAB2 interacting protein a (gene dab2ipa). The record is from RefSeq and is a predicted model, not a curated record. NCBI's taxonomy places the organism in Eukaryota, Metazoa, Chordata, Actinopteri, Cichliformes, Cichlidae. Gene Ontology annotation, biological process: regulation of GTPase activity.
UGAGGGUCCCAGCACUCACACAGGUAUUCAGGCAGACGGGUAACAUGGCGAUGUGACAGAUUCACAGCAGAGGAGACCACCUGCAUCUACCUGUGUGUCUCCCUGCCUCCCUCCUAUGGAGCAGCUGGUGAAACACCUGUCCAGGUGUCAGCACCUGGGGUGGAUGAACGUGAUUGAACUGAAGAGCGCCUCCAUUCAUUGGCUGUCCUGUGGCCGGAGGGCGGAGCCUGACAUCUGGAGUAAAAUGUUCUGUAUUCUAUCAGAAUCACGCUUACUAAUGCUGGACGACCUGGAGGUUCAUCCUCUGCUCCUCACAGAGAGGGCGGAGACUUGCACUGUGUGGUUGCUUAGAUACACGCUCCAUGUGACCUCGGCACCUUCUCGCCCCGCCCACAAAGAGAUGGGGGUGCGCAGACAGAGCAUGCCCAGUGCCUCCACUACCGACACACCCACCGCCAGAGUGACGGGUUUUCUGUCUCGCAGGUUGAAGCAGUCGCUGCGUCGGACUCGAUCUCAGCCCAAACUGUCUCGUCACAGCAGCUUACAGACCGGGCAGAUCAAUGCAGCUGACACUAGGUGUGUGAUGCGUCGGCUGCGUUGCGGUAGCCAGGAGUCGUUGCUAAGCACUGGCUGUGUAUCGUCUCUCGAGCUCAGGAUGGACCAAUCAGUGAUUAUUAAGCCGGUUCACUCAUCCCUGCUGGGACAGGACUACUGCUUCGAGGUAACAACCUCGACGGGAACAAAGUGUUUCUCGUGUCGCUCAGCAGCAGAAAGAGACAAAUGGAUGGAGAACCUGCGACGUGCUGUUCACCCCAACAAGGACAACAGCCGGCGGCUGGAGAACGUGCUGACGGUGUGGGUGGUGGAGGCCAAAGACCUGCCCGCCAAGAAACGGUACUUCUGCGAGCUGUGUCUGGACGAUAGCCUCUACGCUCGGACGUCCUGUAAGCUGAAAACUGACAACAUCUUCUGGGGCGAGCGCUUCGAUUUCAGCAGCCUCCCACCUGUCGCCUCCAUCACGCUGCACCUGUACAAGGACACCGACCGGAAGAGGAAGAAGGACAAAAGCAGCUACGUCGGGUUAGUCAACAUCCCGGUCGCCACGGUGACUGGCAGACAGCUGGUGGAGAAGUGGUACACACUGAGCACGCCCAGUACAAUCCGAGGUAAGUCGUCUGUGCCAACAGUGAGGGUCAAAGCACGUUACCAGAGUAUCGUCAUCCUGCCGAUGGAGCAGUACAAAGAGUUUGCGGAGUACAUCAGUUCCAACUACCUGCUGCUCUGCUCCACCUUGGAGGCCUCAAUCAGCCUGAGAGCGAAGGAGGAGCUCGCUGCUGCACUCGUGCACAUCCUGCACAGCACGGGCAAGGCCAAGGACUUCCUGACCGACCUGAUGAUGUCAGAGGUGGACCGUUGCCGUGACAACGACCAGCUGAUCUUUAGAGAGAACACAUUGGCGACCAAAAGCAUUGAGGAAUACCUGAAGCUGAUUGGACAGAAAUACCUACAGGAUGCACUUGGUGAGUUCAUCAAAGCUCUGUACGAGUCUGAUGAGAACUGUGAGGUGGACCCGUCUCGCUGUGCGACCUCUGACCUCGCGGAGCAUCAGGCCAACCUGAGGAUGUGCUGCGAGCUGGCAUUUUGCAAAAUUCUUGACUCAUACAGGGUCUUCCCCCGGGAGCUGAAGGAGGUGUUUGGGUCAUGGCGGCAGGAAUGCGGCAACCGAGGACGGCCAGACAUCAGCGAGCGCCUCAUCAGCGCCUCGCUGUUCUUGCGCUUCCUGUGUCCGGCCGUGAUGUCGCCAUCACUAUUCGACCUGAUGCAGGAAUACCCUGAUGAACGCACAGCGAGAACCCUGACGCUGAUCGCCAAAGUGAUUCAGAACCUUGCCAACUUCAGCAAGUUCGGCACUAAGGAGGAGUACAUGCUGUUCAUGAAUGACUUUGUGGAGCGGCAGUGGAGCAGCAUGCAGCGCUUCCUGCAGGAGAUCUCGAACCCCGACGGGCUGAACCACACCGCCGGCUUUGACGGGUACAUCGACCUCGGCCGUGAGCUGUCCAGCCUGCACACCCUGCUGACUGAGCUCGACCAGUCGUGCCUGUCGAAGCUCGGCCCUCUUCCUCGAAUCCUCAGAGACGUAUCGGCAGCGCUUGCCAAUCCAGGGGGUGUGGCCAGUGCAGGGGGCGUAUCUGUUUCUUCCCCAGAGCCUCAACGUGUAGUGUCUCCGCCCCCUCUCUCCCCAGCCCCCCUGUCUCCGCCCCUUUCUCCACCUCUGGCGACCUGUAAUCCCUCUGUUGGCCUGCAGGGCAGCAUGGGACUUGAUGGAGGAUUGGUGGAUUUCACCAGACUCCCCUCGCCGACUCCUGAGAACAAAGACUUGUUUUUCGUCACUAAAGGGUCGAGCCUACAGCCUGCAUCAGGCAUGCAGGGUUCUCCAGCACCAAGCUCAUCCUACUCAGAGUCCAAUGAGAAUGAGGCAGCGUUUGAAAUGACCAAUGGAGGUCGGAGAGAGGGGUCCGAGCUGAACAACGAGAGCCGCAGCUUGUCUCUGGUGGACCUGCAUGACACCUCCCCUGGCGACGGCCUCGACGAUGGUCAGUGGCAGCGCAGGACGGGGCUCCUCCCCCUCUCCUUCCAGAAUCCCGUCUAUCACAUGACCACCACAUCACCGCGGCAGCCACAGCAGCAGCAGCAGGCCGACGCCACACCCUCAGACGGCUCGGUGGGGUCGCAGGGAAAUGCAGACGACAGGAACACCAUGGUGACCAAACCGGCGUUUCUUACCCAGAUGUCAGUGGGACUGACAGGGGGGGAGAGGGGGGAGAGGAUGUCUGCUAUGUCGAGCAGCAGCAGUGGCGAGGAGUACUCGCGGCGAGCGCUGUCCCUCAGCGAGACACUCACAGGUAGCUCCGUCCCACCUCGGCAGAACUCCUCGGGCCCCCAGAGACGAAUUGAUCAGCCUCCUCCUCCGUCCUCAGCUCCACCCGGACCUCCUCGAGGCCGGACGCCUCCCAGCAUGCUCAGCGGCGGCAGUGGUGCAGGAUCCGCCUACCCCCCACGUCCCACCUCUGGCAGCAUGAUGUCAUCGAGCCCUGAUUGGCCAACCAGCAGCCAGUCGCGGCUCAGACAGAUGUCGUCAUCGUCCAAAGGAGAUAGCCCUGAGAAGCAGCGGCCAGCUGCCAAGGCUCCGUCUCCCUGCGCGUUAGACCGUACGGCAGCCUGGCUGCUCAACAUGAACUCCACCUCCUCCUAUGGUGAGGCUGAGGAUGAUCGCCAUGAUGACAGCCUCGUGGAGAAGUACCAGCAGGAGAUUGCGUUGCUGCAGGAGAAGUUGCGCAUUGCUGCACUGCGUCAGGAGGAGUGUGAAGCACGUCUGAUGGUCCAGGAUCAGCAGAAUCAGCGCAUGCUGCAGGAGUACCAGGCUCGUUUGGAGGACACAGAGAGUCGGCUAAGGAGACUGCAGGACGACAAAGACCUGCAGAUGAACAGCAUCAUCAGCAGGUUGAUGGCGGUGGAGGAAGAGUUAAAGAAGGAUCACUCUGACAUGCAGGCUGUGGUUGACUCGAAGCAGAAGAUUAUAGAGGCACAGGAGAAGAGGAUUGCGAGUCUUGACGCAGCGAACACUCGUCUGAUGGCGGCUCUAACUCAGCUGAAGGAGCGUUAUGCCGUGACAUCACAGAGGAACGGCCUGUCUCCGAGCAACACGUCAUCGCUGCAGAUCACCGAGAACGGAGAGUUCCGCAACUCUGGCAACUGCUGAGCUCUAACUGGCUGUACUGCAAGGAGAGGGAGGUGCUUAGCCUUACGAGGCCCAUAGAGGCGGGGCUAACCCAUAGACUUUUACAGAUGAACCUCUGACCUUAAUCCAACUCAUUUCCUGUUUUGCACGUUUUCUCUUUGAACUAGUUAGAGUAUGACAUCAUAUCCCGUUUACGUUUUGGUACUUCCUGUUACAAAUCAGAAAAACGGUCCCGAAACCAAAAUGGACAUUUUAUGACAAGACAUGAAGCAACCCCACCUGUACGUGGCUCCAGGCUGGAGGAACAUAUUAAUUGUUUUAGACGCUUUGACUUUCGAUUGUAUUUUAAAGGAACAGUCCGACCUUUGUGUCCGAGCUGCCUCACGGAAACUUCCUCAUCCCGGUUAGCCUAGCUUAGCACAAAGACUAGAAGCAGCACCACAACUCCAAGUGAUUGUGUUGGCCCCUCAGGGCUUCCGUAGCUUUGAAUAUUUUGGUCACAUGGGCGAGGUGUGGGAGAGUUAGAGAUGCUAGUUUGUUGUUUCAGAGAAUUCUGAUUUUAAUGUAAACACCAGAUUUUAUUGUAAAGCGGUCCAAACUUUAAAUUGUGAUGAAUAGUUUGUGAACACGUGCACACUCAGACUCUCUCAGACUGUCUCUGCUGUGCUCACUGUGGCUUCUGUCUCCGUGUUUAUGUUUCCUCUUAUUGUUAUUUAUCCACGUUGGUACUUAUAGAGACGCUCCAAUAAACUAAUACACCGUC